Mustela erminea (ermine) is the source of this 1958-nucleotide messenger RNA. RefSeq names its product short coiled-coil protein (gene SCOC). The record is from RefSeq and is a predicted model, not a curated record. Gene Ontology annotation, cellular component: trans-Golgi network. Lineage: Eukaryota; Metazoa; Chordata; Mammalia; Carnivora; Mustelidae.
GGCGUCGUACAGCUAAUGCGCAGGCGUGUCUUCUUGAGUGGGGAUUGGGGGCCACGGCGCGGGACGGGGAGGGACAGGGCGGGACUCCCGACACGGCGCAGGCUCUGUGGACGCAGAGGGCGGAGCUGCCGAUACCGGUUGGUCCAAGAGUUGGGGCCUGAGGCGUCUUCCCGCUCCCUCCCACUCCUGGCUCCUUCAACGGCAGACCAUUCAUCAAGGAUUUUGUACCCAAGGCCCAAAAACUUGUUACCCAAGAUGAUGAAUGCCGAUAUGGAUGCAGUGGAUGCUGAAAAUCAGGUGGAACUGGAGGAGAAAACACGACUUAUUAAUCAAGUGUUGGAACUUCAACACACACUUGAAGACCUCUCUGCAAGAGUAGAUGCAGUUAAGGAAGAAAAUCUGAAGCUAAAAUCAGAAAACCAAGUUCUUGGACAAUAUAUAGAAAACCUCAUGUCAGCUUCUAGUGUUUUUCAAACAACUGACACAAAAAGCAAAAGAAAGUAAGGGAUUUACAUCCCUUCUGUUUUAUUGAAUUGCUGCUGAUCUUUUUUUCUUUAAAACCUGGAUAGAUUUUAAAAGUUAUAGUACUUUUGUUUGUGGCUUAAUUGAAUAUUUAUGAAGAUAAUGUCAGAUCUAGGCAAAAUUAAGAGCAUAACAGAAGACUUCAUGAGUUUGCGUAUAAUAGUCUAUGAAAACGUGCAAAUGUAUUGUAGAGACUUUAUAAUUAGAAAUGCAUAUAUUUAUGAAACUUGAAUGUUUUAUCAAAUUUGAUUUAUAGGUUUAGCACUGUCUUUUAUCUAUAAUAAUAGAUAAAGACAUAGGCAUAGUAAGAAAUACAAGAAAAUAACCACCAUGUUGUGAAAAGUGACCAAAAUCAUGUACUGAACGCACAGCUUUAUGUACCCUGUCCACCAUGUUGUGCCUCUUCUCCAUUCGCUUCUUCCUUCCCAUUUCCUUUCCCUUAAGGAGAAAAUUGGUUUUACAUUUGUAAAAGUAAUUUUAAUAGUUAAUCAUCUGUGAGAGUAACCUGAGCUUGAAUUGUUGAAACUUAAACUAAAAUGCGAUACUUUCUCAGUUAGGGCUUGUCAUAGUAAUAAGAUAGGAUUGUUGGUUUCUCUUUAAUCAGUUGAAAACAGAGGCUGUAAGUAUGAAGACUUUUCUUUGCAACUGAAUUGUCAAAUUGGGAAGGUUUGGUUGUUAAAACCUACCUUUUGCACAAAACAACCCACUUAAUAUCUGAAAAGAUGAGCUCUGGUUAUAUGUUUGGAAUAGAAAAUUUUGAGAAAAAUAUGAAUAGGAUUGAAAAGAUAAUUAGCAAACUGUAGUAAACAACUCCAAAAUGUUUUUACUCCAGAUUUGUGUGAUCCCUGACACAGACUAGAUCUGAGAGAGUAGAUUAAAUGUGACUAACCUUAUGUCAACCACAUCUGAAAGAGAAUAGUUUCUAAGAGUUUAGUCUUAAUGUUUCUUUGUAGCACCCAGCAGAUCAACUUUUGCAGAAUCCCUUCAGAGUGUAUUAGAAUCCGAAUCAUGAAUAAAAUGAGGGAGUUUUACAUGUAUACUAGAUGAUAUUUUCUCAGUAUUUUAAUCUCACUACUUCUCCCAGAAUUUUCUGUAAACCCAACUACUUGGUUUGCAGAAUUUUAGUCACUCUGACAGUUUCUAAAAAUUUAGUUUGUAGAUUCCAUCUGGUAAGAAAAUUAGUAUCGGAAGUAAUGUUAAAAUGUUAAAUAGGAAGAGAUCCUCUAAUACUGUUUUGGUUGUUAGAUUUGGGCUACUUUUAAUCCUGGAAUAAUCUUAUGUUUGUAUUGGUGUAUGAGUCAAUGAAUGACUUUAGCUGUAUAAAUAUAAUAGUUACACUGCAAAUAUUUUGCAUCCGUUUUGUGACCUAAUCUACAAACACUUAAAAUUGUGUUGCAAUUUUGCUUUGCUGUUUAAUAAAAAGCUGUUUCAGAGAU